GGCCGCAAACCUGGCUACUUCUCGUUCCUGGAUCCCUUUUCCCCUGGUGUCUGGCUCUUCAUGCUGCUCGCCUACCUGGCUGUCAGCUGCGUCCUCUUCUUGGUUGCUCGAUUGACACCGUACGAAUGGUAUAGCCCCCACCCCUGCUCGCAAGGCAGAUGCAAUCUUCUCGUGAAUCAGUACUCUCUCGGCAACAGCUUGUGGUUUCCAGUCGGGGGAUUCAUGCAGCAAGGCUCCACCAUUGCCCCCCAAGCAUUAUCCACGCGCUGCGUCAGUGGAGUCUGGUGGGCAUUCACCUUGAUCAUCAUCUCCUCCUACACGGCUAAUCUGGCAGCCUUCCUCACCGUGCAGCGGAUGGAUGUCCCCAUCGAAUCCGUAGAUGACCUGGCUGACCAGACAGCCAUCGAGUACGGCACCAUUCAUGGUGGCUCCAGCAUGACCUUCUUCCAAAACUCCCGCUACCAGACGUACCAGCGGAUGUGGAACUACAUGUACUCCAAGCAGCCAAGUGUCUUUGUGAAGAGCACGGAGGAAGGGAUUGCACGUGUGCUGAACUCCAAUUACGCCUUCCUGCUGGAGUCCACCAUGAACGAGUAUUAUCGUCAGCGCAAUUGCAACCUCACGCAGGUCGGGGGCCUUCUGGACACCAAGGGCUACGGGAUUGGCAUGCCCGUCGGCUCUGUGUUUCGCGACGAGUUUGACCUGGCCAUUCUCCAGUUGCAAGAGAACAACCGCCUGGAAAUCCUGAAGCGAAAGUGGUGGGAAGGAGGCAAGUGCCCCAAAGAGGAGGACCACAGAGCCAAAGGCCUGGGAAUGGAGAAUAUCGGUGGAAUCUUCGUGGUUCUCAUCUGUGGCUUAAUCGUAGCAAUUUUUAUGGCAAUGCUGGAAUUUUUGUGGAGCCUUCGGCACUCUGAACAGUCAGAGGUGUCGGUGUGCCAAGAAAUGGUGACGGAGCUGCGCAACAUCAUUCUCUGCAAGGACAGUUUCCACCCUCGUCGGAGGCGAGGGGGAAUGAUACGGACUCGCCCUGUUAUCCCAGAGGAACGCCGAGCCCGCAGCACAACCACGCUCAGCAACGGGAAGCUGUGCAGUGGGGGCGAGCCAGAUCCCCUGGCACAAAGACUGGCCCAAGAAGCCGCCCUGGUCGCCCGAGGGUGCACGCACAUCCGGGUGUGCCCUGAGUGCCGCAGGUUUCAGGGCCUCCGGGCACGGCCGUCUGCGGGCUCGCCCGCGCAGAGCGAAGAGAGCUUGGAGUGGGAGAAGACCACCAACAGCAGCGAGCCCGAAUAA
Messenger RNA from Fulmarus glacialis (Northern fulmar), 1290 nucleotides. Its product is annotated as glutamate receptor ionotropic, kainate 4. Gene Ontology annotation, cellular component: plasma membrane; postsynaptic membrane; presynaptic membrane. The annotation marks the transcript as partial. Gene Ontology annotation, molecular function: kainate selective glutamate receptor activity; transmitter-gated monoatomic ion channel activity involved in regulation of postsynaptic membrane potential. Lineage: Eukaryota; Metazoa; Chordata; Aves; Procellariiformes; Procellariidae. The transcript is spliced from 7 exons. The record is from RefSeq and is a predicted model, not a curated record. Gene Ontology annotation, biological process: synaptic transmission, glutamatergic; monoatomic ion transport; modulation of chemical synaptic transmission.